AUAUAAUAACAAUUUAUUUAUUUCAUUUUCAGGAACCAUUCACUCCCACUUCCUUUGUCAGUGUCCAGUCACAUGGGAAGAAUUUUGAGUGUCGACCUCUGCUUCUACCCUAAUCGCUGCAGCCGGAACAUUCGAACAAUUUACAGUCAACCGUUCACAAGAUCUGUUUUUUUUUCCCCUUUGUUUUGAUCCCCAUUUGCUCAAUCUCGGGGAAAGUUUGGAUCUUGCGGUGGUUUCUUUAGCGAAGUUGAGAAUUUGGGCCACCGUUUGAUCCAGUGGGAACAGGCUGCCCCGAUUUGGCACGCUACGCGUUCUUCCCCCUCCAAAAAGUAGGAUCUUGAUGGGUUUGCCCGCUGGAAGUUGAUCUUUUUGUUGUACGUGGCGCUGAGGAAUCCAGUUCUGCAAAUGGCGAUGCGAUGGGGAGUGUUUUCGGGAGUCUGUGAUAGGAACGAGUAGCUUUGGGAGUUUGUGCUGCCGAUUUGUUCUUCCCGGGAGCUGUGUAAGUUUGCAUCGAUUUAGGGUUGAAUGAUCUGAAAUGUGGAUGGAUCGAGAAAGGAAGUAGCUUCAAUGGCAGCUCAGAGGUUUGCCAUGGUGAUUUGAGGUUUGCAGGUUUGAUCAUCGACCAUUUAAGCUUCAUUGUAGUUGCAGAGGAUGUCGUCUUCCCCUUCGCCUUCUUCUUCUGCGACUCCGCCGUCUUCUUCUUCUUCUUCUUCUUCUUCUUCUUCUUCUUCUGAUUCACCGCCGCCGGCGGAUUCGCUUUCGCCUCCUCCGAUCACGAACCCAACACCAGCUUCUCCUCCUCCAGCGGUUUCUGGCACGCCUCCUCCUCUUACAGCCUCGCCUCCUCCCUCUUCACCACCGCCGGCCUCUCUGCCUCCUCCAGCUUCUCCGCCGCCGUCACCGCCACCAGCUCCGCCCCCCAGUUCUCCGCCGCCCGUUGCCGAUUCGCCUCCAUCAUCUCCCCCGCCUCCACCAUUGUCUCCUCCACCCACUUCUGCGGCCUUUCCUCCGCCGCCUGUGACACCUUCACCUCCACCUCCACCUCCACUACCGGCUGCAAUCUCCACUCCCAGGGCCACAGAUCCUCCUCCUCCUCCUCCACUGAUUCCGGCCUCUCCUCCCCCGCCCAAUGCAGCAUCCCCUCCUCCUCCCAUUCCAGACAACAUUCCGCAGACUUCCGCACCUUCACCUCGUCGAACCCCCACUCCAUCUCCCCCUUCUCCACGACCUCCAACUUUAGGCGGACCACCAACCAGCACCCCGCCACCAUCACCAAUCCUUGAGCAACCAAAGUCAUCGCCUCCCAGCUCCCCUUCUCUUCCUUCUGCAUCACCACCCACUGCCACACCCUCUUCUCUCAUUAAUUCUUCCAGUGCCAUAGCUCCUUCCCCCGGUCAAAUUCCUUCUCCCUUGACCCCUCCUCCCAGCAUUCUGCCCGGCAAUUCGACGAACUCAGUUGGCACAAUUUCCGGCAACACUCAAGGGGGUGGUGGCACUAGAACAAGCACAACCAUGGUACCCGUUGUUGUUGUAGUGGCACUCUUUCUACUUUCUUCUCUGGGGUUGGCUCUUUGGCUUGUAAGAAGGCGUAGGAAGUCGGCCAACGGAUAUGCUGCAGGGUUUGUUAUGCCUUCUCCAUUCACCUCGUCGGCAAUGUCAGAAUCACCCCAUUUGACGUCCCCAACAGCUCCCCUUGUGUAUCACCAUAAGUCUGCUAGUGUUGCAUCUGAAGCGGGGAUUAGCAACGCUCAGUUAAGUUUCUCUUACCACGAGUUGUACGAUAUGACAAAUGGCUUCUCGACCCAGAAUCUCUUAGGCGAAGGAGGCUUUGGCUGUGUGUAUAAAGGAUGCUUACCUUACGGAAGAGAAAUUGCUGUGAAACAAUUAAAAGUUGGCAGUGGACAGGGCGAAAGGGAAUUCAAAGCCGAAGUUGAGAUAAUCAGUCGUGUGCACCAUCGGCAUUUGGUUUCCCUUGUAGGGUACUGCAUUUCAGAUAGCCAAAGGUUGCUUGUUUACGAUUUUGUGCCCAACGGUACACUUGAUUCUCAUCUUCAUGGGAAAGAAACCGCUGUCCUUGAUUGGCCGACCAGGGUUAAGAUUGCAGCUGGGGCAGCUCGUGGCAUUGCCUACCUACACGAGGAUUGUUACCCAAGGAUAAUUCACAGAGAUAUCAAGUCGUCCAAUAUACUAUUGGAUAACAAUUUUGAAGCACAGGUUUCUGAUUUCGGGCUUGCAAGGUUAGCUAUGGAUGCUAAAACGCAUGUAACCACACGAGUAGUAGGAACUUUUGGCUAUCUGGCUCCAGAAUAUGCUUCAAGCGGCAAGCUGACUGACCGAUCUGAUGUUUAUUCUUUUGGGGUUGUUCUUUUGGAACUCAUCACUGGACGAAAACCUGUAGACAACACUCAACCUAUGGGUGAGGAGAGCCUUGUUGAGUGGGCACGACCACGGCUGAUCGAUGCACUUGAAACUAGAGAGUUUGGAGAAAUACCCGACCCAAGGCUCGGAAAUGACUAUAAUGGAAACGAAAUGUUUCGUUUGAUUGAAGCAGCAGCAGCUUGCAUUCGGCAUUCAGCAACUAUGAGACCUUCAACGGGAAAGGUUGUACGAGUUCUUGAUGCCUUAGCUGAUGUUGAUAUAAACAAUGGUGUCAAACCAGGCCAAAGCGAAAUCUUCAAUGCCUUAGAGUCCGGCGAUAUCCGGCUAUUGCAGCGGAUAGCAUUCGGUACCCAAGUUUUCAGUCCUGACCACAGCCAGUCAAGUUGGAGUAAUCAAUCAGAAUUAUGAAGGGUUUUUUAGGGCUUCUUCAUUUUGACAUCAUCUGGCCAUUCUUUAGCACAAAAUGGAUUAAUCAUAUAUGAUUUAUCCUCUCAUCCUUUUGAUCAGGAUAUUAGAUAUUAGUCUUCACUGUCUCUGAUAUGUUAUAUUUCUACUACAAACUAAAAUCCUAAUAAAUUCUAUGUUAAUUGAAGAAA
Molecule: messenger RNA, 2975 nt
Organism: Zingiber officinale
Lineage: Eukaryota; Viridiplantae; Streptophyta; Magnoliopsida; Zingiberales; Zingiberaceae
Product: proline-rich receptor-like protein kinase PERK9
Exons: 8
Coding region: 652-2787 (711 amino acids)
Biological process (GO): protein phosphorylation
Molecular function (GO): ATP binding; protein kinase activity
Source: RefSeq, a predicted model, not a curated record